ACCGUUUCAUGGCGGCUUUGUUGCUGCGGCUGUGUGUGUCGCCGCGCUCUCCGUAGCCAUAUCGCGUUUAUUCAGCGAGGAGUCGCCAUCACUUGUCAUUGCCAGAGAGAAAUUAAGUAGGUAAACACGUAAACGCCUCGCGAUGGCGCAAGACACGGAGGCCAUCACCUGCAACAUCAGGGGAUGCCCGAACGAGUUCGGCCUGAGCGAUCCCUCGCACCUGCUCUACGUUUGCACGGCGGACGACAUCCAGUGCCAGGCAUGGCUCGCCGUCAUCCCGAAGGUUUCGCUCACAGACGUGGGCGAGAGGCUGUGCGUGUGUUCGCUGCACUUCGCGGACGGCGUCAACGUGAGCGGCGACAUCGUACCUACCAUCUUCCCACCUGUGCCCGUAGCGGCGCCCGUUGCUCCAGCUAGCGUCCCCACGCCACCGCCGAGCACUUCGAUGGUCGGCGGACUCACUCUGGUCGGGCCGGCGGUGAAGAUUAAGGAGGAGCCAGUUGACGACUAUGAGCAUGAGGCACAGGCGUUGCCCAACAUGGAAGGCAGUGAACACUUUGACAGCUCUGCUGAAUGUGAGAACGACGAAUCGAGCAUGGACGUUGACCAGCCGGGCCUCAUCCCUGCUCAUGCAAUCAAGAGAGAGAUUGAAGACGAUUCGACUGAAGGUCUUACAUCCUCCUCGACGCAGGAAAUUCACGGCGAUGACUCUGCCCAGAAUGGCGAGGACAGUAACUUUCUGCAGCUUGUCACCUCUUACACUGUCAAAGAAGAGGUUCGUGACGAGGAAGACGAAGAAGGCGUUGAAAUCGCAGCUCCCCCGCCUGGUUCCGGCUGUGGAGUAGUCGCUCACGAGGACACGUCCUCGUGCGCCUUCAAGAUUCAGGAGUUCGGCGAGAUCCCGGUGGAGGAAAUCAAGACCGAAGACGGGGUCACGCCUUCGUUUGUUCCGUCUACGUCUGCGGUGCGAGUCAAAACGGAGCCACUCGAUGUCUUGACAAACGGCAUUUCACACGAUCAGGGCUGCCAAGCAGGCGUCGGGAGCAACCCGGUUUCCGUCGCCCUGAUGCCAGCCUGGACUCGUGAGUGAGCCUUCUUCGUCGGUGGCAACGGGCUCGACGGCAUUCGCGGCUAGCAACAGCGGGGUCCUGAUUGGUGAGACGGGCAUUGUGAUUUCAAACGUGCAGUCGGUCUCGAGCACCAGUGCCCAGGAGUGCUUCGCCGAGGACGUCGUGCACUGCCCAAAGUGCAUCAACGGCGAGGCCAAGGAGAGGUCUGACAAGUCCACGUGCACGAACAUGCCGACACGCACCGUCUUCACGCAGACCGUGGAGCCAGAAAAGCGGACUGUCUGGACUCAGGUCGCGCAACUCGGGGACCUGAAGAUGUUGAAACAUCGGGCGACGCAGACCGACCCGUGGCUUGAGCGUUCCCCGCGGUUGCCCAAGGUUGUACGCAGGAAGCGAAGGCUCGACGAGGAUGACACCGUCGACAAAGCCUGAGAGGAUGGCCGUCACUGUUGCCACUCUCGGAAGCUGGCAGGAUGCAUGUUUUAAUGCUUCUGGAAAGUAUGUUAGUCUGCAUCUUUCAUUUUCUUCGUGUUAUUUGUUUGGCUCUGUAUUGCCUCUUUCGGUUCCCAGGAGUAAAAAAACACUAAUUUGUGUUUCAUUGUGUGAAAAGUAUUCUAGGCUAACUGAAAACCUCAAACUUUAUGUCUGAAAGACAACAUUGGUGUAGUUCUCCGGCAUUGAAGUUAGGCUGUCCAAAGAGAAGCUAUAUUGUGGGCUCAGGUUUUCAACGUUGAAGUUCACCGUCAGUGGGACACCUCUGCUCGUUCUGGUCAACUUUCUGGCUUGGAAGUUCUAAAAAAAUGAGGAAAUCAGGAAAGAUACAACACAUAAUGUUUAUGAGCAUCAGCAAUUUUUUAAAUAAAGGAAUGACCCCAUCCUUUUUUUUUUACUUACCAGCUUUCGUAGUUCACAGAUCAUUGAAAGACAUUAUGGUCAGGCAGGAGCAGGAACAGUUUUCACAUUGGUGUCGCAACACUAAUUGAGUGGUUUCAUUCAUUAACAGCCACAAUCAUCUUUACGCAGUGGUGUAGUAAUUCUGUGCUGCACAGCCCAACACUCGUUGCUCAUUGGGUACACAUGGGCGAAACGUGCUUGUCAUCUCCGUUCUCUUUUUUUUUUUUUUUUUUGGGGUGGGGGGAGAGAUCUCUGAAAACGACUGCAUAGAAUAUCCUGUAGUCAAUUUAAAAAGAACUGCUAGCCCAUAGCUCAUAACGGUAAUUUUCUUCAAAACAGUUGCAUGCAUUUUGGCAAGUGCGGCUGAUUCGAUUCCAUAUGUGAGACACCAGAGAACUUUUGAGACUUCUUUGGACAAGGGAUGUUCAACUUUGGCAGGAAGUUUGUAUAACAGAACAGAGGCUUUAUUUGUGGGAUGUGCUACGAGAAACUGCUAUAGUAAAUUUUUGGCUUUCUGACCAAGUUUUCUGUAAAUUGGAUAUUUCUUUUUUUAGAUGUUGGAUGCUUUCUGUCUUCUGGGGGAGAAUUUUCAGCACUACCGCGUUGUCAUGUUUCUUGCUUGGCGUUAGCAGAUACGAACUUUCCAAGACACUCAAACUGCACUGUUUUAGCAAAGUAUUCAAUGAUUGAUUUAAUUUCUGUUGUCUUACAGCCAGGCUUUCAUUUUGCCCUUCGAAACAGUUUCAAUGUUUUGCUUGGAACAAAGCACAUUUGAUAGGCACAUAUGUUAUGGUUGCAGUAUUCAGCUGUGUUACUAAAUACAUUGUGUAUUUGUUCAGGCUGUCAAACUGCUUCAUACCCUCUAUUUCCUUCAGAGUGAAGCGAGAAAGCAAUGAAUGUGUGGAUUCUUCCAUAGUCACUGAGUGUGUGGAUCGAUGUCUGGAAAUCAAUGUCCUGUUCAAUAAAUGUUUUUCCUCAUGGAUAAA
This is a messenger RNA of Rhipicephalus microplus (southern cattle tick), 2950 nucleotides long. RefSeq lists its product as uncharacterized. The record is from RefSeq and is a predicted model, not a curated record. NCBI's taxonomy places the organism in Eukaryota, Metazoa, Arthropoda, Arachnida, Ixodida, Ixodidae.